Molecule: messenger RNA, 445 nt
Organism: Drosophila obscura
Lineage: Eukaryota; Metazoa; Arthropoda; Insecta; Diptera; Drosophilidae
Gene: Tim13
Product: mitochondrial import inner membrane translocase subunit Tim13
Exons: 1
Coding region: 96-374 (92 amino acids)
Source: RefSeq, a predicted model, not a curated record
AUUUAGAUACAACCUCUGUACUUGUAUCUGUAAUUGUAAAGGAGUUUGAUUUGAGGAAAGCGGAAACUAAAAUUUUGAAUUAAAUUAGACGAAACAUGGCAGCCACAGCCACAGGCCAGCAGAAGGUGGAGUUGAUAAGCCAAGUGAAGCAGCAGAUCGCAUUGGCGAAUGCCCAGGAGAUGCUGUCAAAGAUGACCGAGAAGUGCUUCAAGAAGUGCAUCCAGAAGCCGGGCAAGUCGCUGGAUAACACCGAGCAGCGUUGCAUUUCGCAGUGCAUGGACCGCUUCAUGGACGCCUGGAACCUGGUCUCGCGCACCUAUGGCAACCGCCUGCAGCGCGAGCACUUCAAGGGCACCGUGGACAUGGCCGACUGAACCCAUGCCCACGCCCAAAUCGUAUCGUUGAUCCUGUUACUCAUGGAGUCAAAUAAAGACCCAUUAUUGUU